This is a messenger RNA of Gadus morhua (Atlantic cod), 2888 nucleotides long. It is a transcript of the gene strn, whose product is annotated as striatin, calmodulin binding protein. Gene Ontology annotation, molecular function: protein-containing complex binding; calmodulin binding; protein phosphatase 2A binding. Gene Ontology annotation, cellular component: dendrite. Lineage: Eukaryota; Metazoa; Chordata; Actinopteri; Gadiformes; Gadidae. The record is from RefSeq and is a predicted model, not a curated record. The coding region runs from base 86 to 2284 and encodes 732 amino acids. The transcript has 18 exons.
GACACAUCCAGCUGCUGUGGCGCCGCGGGUCUGCCAGCGGAGAGACGCGCUACCUUUACCCUGGUGGCGGACCGCUUGGCCCGGCAUGGACGAGCAGGCUGGCCCAGGGGUGUUCCUCAGUAGCUGCGGUAAGGUGCCCCAGCAGGAUGAGGCGGCGGUCGGAGGAGAGGCGGCCAGGGCCCGCUACAACGUUCCGGAGAUAUUACGGUACAUGCAACACGAGUGGGCGCGCUUCGAGCUCGAGAGGGCGCGAUGGGACGUGGAACGCGCUGAACUGCAGACCCAGGUCUCCCUCCUCCAGGGAGAGAGGAGGGGGCAGCAGAACCUGAGGAGAGACAUGCUGAGGAGGAUCAAGAUGCUGGAAUACACACUGAGCAGGGAGAGGACCCAGCACCAGGGCCUGGGCCCCGGACCCCUGCAGUGCCAUGUCAGGACCCCCACUUAUGAUUCAGAUGAAGAAGAACCUCCCCCCUCCCCUCCCACCACCGCCCAUCAGCUGAACUGGAGUCAGGGAAGAGAGCUGCUCACCCAAUACCUGCAGGAGGUGGGCUGCACUGGGGUCCUCCAGGAGGUGGGGUCCCAGAGACUGAGAGACCUGCUGGGUCUGGGUCCUCCAGACCCGGACCACAGAGUCCUGCCGGGCCUGGGUCCUCCAGACCAGGUCCUUAGAGAGAAACACCACCCGGAUAUGAUCAGCAUGGCGGACAUCAUAGCGGUCCUGGAGGAGAGUGUCAGCGACGAAGACGAGGAGGAAGAACAAACAAAACACACCUCAGAGCUGGACUCUAGGUCUUCCACCCCGACCUCCACGACCUCUGACCUCAGUGAUGACCCGGACAUGGAGGGGGCUCUGAGAGAGUUUGACUUCCUGAACCGACCGGCCGCGCUGGGCGGGUCUGUAGAGGACGCCAGCCAAUGGGUGGACGAGGGGCGUGGCCCAGGGGGCGGGGCGUGGCAGGUGGACCAGCGAAUCAUCAGCCAGCUGAAAGAAGAAUACAGGAAAGAACGCAGGGGGAGGAAAGGAAUGAACAGGCCGAACCGCUCCAAGCUGCAGGACAUGCUGGCGCACCUGGUCGACCCGGAUGACGGGGUGCUCCCACCCAGCUCCACCCCCCCGCUCCCUGACCUCGGACCCCCUGGGGUCCCGGAGCUGGAAGACACACACCCCGGAGAAGUAGGGUUGGCCCUGGGUGGGUCCAGCGAGGUCCUAGCCUUUGACCAGGGGCUGGCAGAUUUGACCAACGAGGCCCUUAGCCCCACCUACCAGACGGCCCCAAGCGGAGAGACGCUGCUGAAGACCUGGAAGCACAAGGUCACCCUCAGGGGUCACCUGGACGCCCUCCACGGCCUGACCUUUCACCCCGUGGAGCCCCUGCUGCUCAGCGCUGCGGCCGACCACACCCUCAAACUCUGGAACCUCCACAAGACCACGCCCACCAAGAAGUGUGCUGCCCUGGACCUGGAACCAAUCUACACCUUCAGGGCCCACAGCGGAGCGGUGCUGAGUGUCACCAUGAGCUCUACAGGAGAGCAGAUCUUCAGCGGGGGGGUGGACGGCACCAUCCAAAGCUGGAACACCCCCAGCCUCAACACGGACCCCUACGACCCAUAUGAGCCCUCCGUCCACCAGGGGGCACUGUGUGGUCACUCUGACGCCGUUUGGGGUCUGGUCUACUGUGCCCCCCACCGCCGGCUGCUGUCGUGCUCGGCUGACGGGACGCUCCGCCUGUGGGACGCCUCCGCCACCUCCAGCCCCGCCCUCGCCACCUUCAACCAGAGGGGAGAGUUGGGCAUCCCUAGCUCCUUGGAUGUGGUGGGCAGUGAGCCAGACCACAUGGUGACCUCGUUCAGCACCGGACACAUCGGACUCUUCAACCUGGAGACCCAGCAGCUGGUACUGAAGAUGGAUUCACACGCUACCUCAGACACCCCCUGCAGAAUCAACAGAGUGCUGAGUCACCCUACUGUACCCAUCACCAUCACUGCCCAGGAAGACAGACACAUCCAGUUCUUUGACAAUAACACAGGUAAAGUGAUCCACUCCAUGUUGGCUCACUUGGACGCUGUCACCUGUUUAGCUGUUGACCCCAAUGGACUUUACCUGCUGUCUGGGAGCCACGACUGCUCGGUCCGCCUCUGGACCAUGGAGACCCGGACCUGUCUGCAGGAGUUCAGUGCGCACCGCAAGAAGUUCCACGAGUCCAUCCACGCCGUGGCCUUCCACCCCACCCAGUGCUACAUCGCCAGCGCCGGGGCCGACGCCCUGGCCAAGGUGUUCGUAUGACCUCUGACCCAUCCUAUGACCUCCGACCCCGACCCCAUCGUAGGACCUCAACCACGCCGAAGUAUCAUAUGACGUUUGACCCCAGAACUGACCCUCCAAGUCGGGUCAACCACACUGGCUCUGGCACAGGUUUCUGAACAUGGACUGCUUCUUGGUUCUGGUCUAGUGUCCUGGAAAUGGCCUGAUUCUAGGUUGUGGUCUAAGGUUCUAGGCAUGGACUGGUUCUAGAGGAUGAAGCUGUGGUCUGGGACCCAUCAGGGGCUGAAAACAAGGAGGUAGAAACCUGGACCAGAGGAUUUGAUCCCUCCAACACUCAUGGAUAACAGUGAUCAGGUGUCGAUCAAAGACAUUAGCUUGUGUUGUUUAAUGGGUUAUUUGCCUAGCAGUGCGUUACAAGUAUUUCUCAGUAUUUAUAAGUAGUCUUUGGAUGUGCAGGGUUUGGGUCUAAUACUUCCUGGGACUGCAUUUCCCCGGUGACCAAGGGGUCGAAUCCCUCUAGACGAAUGAUGGUGCCCGGAUGAAUAAAUGAAUGAUCACCUCCACUAACCCUAACCCUCUAUAACUCACCCCAACCCCUCCACUAACCCCCUCUAUAACUCACCCC